GAACACCGGAAGUUGGCCUCCGCUCAGCCCCUAGCUGCGGAAGGUCGGGGCUACUGUCGUUCCCCGGGGGAUGUGGAGGGCUGGCAGCAUGUCGGCGGAGCUGGGUAUCGGGUUCGCCCUGCGGACAGUGAACGAGCGCGUGCAGCAGGCUGUGGCGCGGCGGCCACAGGAUCUCCCAGCCAUCCAGCCCCGGCUUGUAGCGGUCAGCAAGACCAAACCUGCAGAGCUGGUGAUCGAGGCCUACAGUCACGGCCAGCGCACUUUUGGAGAAAACUAUGUUCAAGAACUACUAGAGAAAGCAUCAAAUCCUAAAGUUCUGUCUUCAUGUCCUGAGAUCAAAUGGCACUUCAUUGGCCACCUUCAGAAACAAAACGUCAACAAAUUGAUGGCUGUCCCCAACCUCUUCAUGCUGGAGACAGUGGAUUCUGUGAAGCUGGCAGACAGAGUCAACAACUCGUGGCAGAAAAAAGGUUCUCCUGAAAAGUUAAAGGUUAUGGUCCAGAUUAACACCAGUGGCGAGGAGAGUAAACAUGGCCUUCCCCCCUCAGAGAUGAUAGCCCUGGUGGAACACCUGACUGCCAAGUGCCCCAGCCUGGAGUUCGUGGGGCUGAUGACCAUAGGAAGCUUCAGCCACGAUCUCAGUCAAGGACCAAAUCCAGACUUCCAGAUGCUGCGGUCCCUGCGUGCAGAGCUGUGUGAAAAGCUGCGCAUUCCCACCGAGCAGGUGGAACUGAGCAUGGGCAUGUCCGGGGACUUCCAGCACGCGAUUGAGCUUGGAUCCACAAACGUCCGAGUAGGGACCACUAUUUUUGGAGAGCGGGACUACUCCAAGAAACCCUUGAGGGAGGAGACCACAGCAGAGCCAGAGGCCCCCGCAGAGGCAACGCAGGGGCACUGAGCUGAGGCGAUCGCUGUGCACAAGUGAAGUGUUCAUCAUGAUGGCCCACCUGUGCCCUGCUGGGACCUGGACAGCCGUGAACAGUCACAGGUGUCAGCUGGAGCCAUGACAUAGGAAGCCUGCUGCAGACAGUGGCUUUGCAUCAAGUUUGAGAAUCCAGACUCUUCUGCAGAAACAGAUGUCAAAUCAGUAGCCAGGAAUCGUGUCCUGUAAUUGAAUUCGGCACAGGAACACUGCUCGAGUCCCGAAUACCUUCCCCAGGUUGGAGUACGGGCUGCUGUGCCCAUCAUCUUCCCUGCUGCUCAUCCCCGCCUGUGGGAGAUUCCCCACGAUGGUCGCCUUUGCCACCCUGAAGCAAGGUGAUUUCCAUCCCCAGCACACAGGGGAAGUUCCCUGCUGCCGAGGGGCCAUCAGUAACCUCCAGCCAGGACUCAAAUGACAGCUCUACACACAGACUGUUACUGGCAACAGUUUUGUCACCACUGUGACUCUGAAAUUUUAGGGUAACUGUAAAUAGGACUUAGGCCUUCCUGACACCCUCCCUAAGAGAAGAGGCUUAGAACUCUUCCCUGGGGUCCCACUGUGAUGGGACUGGAAUGGUGUGAUGCCUCCCUCCUCUGGAAGCCCCCUUUCUGGUGACUUAGCAAAAGCCUAUAAAAUCGCGUCCCUCCUCAGCAACCAGACACCUGAGGAGCACUUUGCAGAUAGGCACAACCUCUGUGCAAUCGGCCAGUUCCAUGGUUGUUCUUGAUUACUGAUUAAUACAAUAGCAAGAGCUUCAAAAAUCAGGAAGCACAACACUCCCAAGUUGACAGCUUCCAUGCAAGCUGCUGUUUUCCAGAUAGCUUUUCCUCUUAUUCAAGCCGAAGUCUUUAAUUUUAUGAAACAACCGUGAGAACCUGACACUACUGCUGAAUGUAAUUUUGUAAAAACACCGUUAUGAUUCCUGUUUCAGAGCUGUGGUGUGAUAUUUCAGAGUCUAUUAAAUAAAAUGUGAGUGUGAAUUAUACCAAUCUGUGCCAACUAGAGAGCAAUUAAAAGAUUUAUUUUCUAUGACCUGGUGUAGUGAGUGAACACAGGGCAGCAUCAGAACCAGCAGCAGGUGACCAAGCCCCAGCGCCUGGUGUCCUCCAGUCCAGCUUGGAGCAGGGCUUCCCUUGGGCCGCAUGGCCAAAGCCAUACUCUGGAUGGAAAAGGAUUCGAAACUUCUAAGGUGUUAUGGUUGAUGCAGUGUCAACUUGAGAAGUUUAGAAAUUUAACAAAGAGACUCAUCACAGCAAGGAGCCAGGAUCCUUACUUUGUAAAUAUUCUGUGCACUUAGAAUUUGGGAGUGCUAUACUUGCCCUGGUGGGUCUUGGGGGCCCUUGUGUACAACAUAAGGGAGGAAGAGAGCCCUGUUCCCCCAGCUUUUGCUCUGGCUGCUGUUUCUGGCUGCUGCCUUGAAGAGUUGCCCCUGUGCCAUGCCACUCUGCCUUGCAGCCAGCUAAUAAUGGACUGAAGCUUCCACAGACUGUGAGCUAAAUAAACUGUUUCCUCCGUAA
Messenger RNA from Cavia porcellus (domestic guinea pig), 2439 nucleotides. RefSeq names its product pyridoxal phosphate binding protein (gene Plpbp). The record is from RefSeq and is a predicted model, not a curated record. Gene Ontology annotation, molecular function: pyridoxal phosphate binding. Lineage: Eukaryota; Metazoa; Chordata; Mammalia; Rodentia; Caviidae. Gene Ontology annotation, cellular component: intracellular anatomical structure. The transcript is spliced from 8 exons. Bases 71 to 898 code for a protein of 275 amino acids.